AUGGUGCGGAGUCCCACCGUCUCUUGCCGAUCAUCUUCCCUUCUCCUCUUCAUUCGGUCCCUUCCCCUCCCGCCCGACCCCUUCCUCCUCCCCUCCACCUUCAAGGCCUGCGCGGCCCUCCGCUCCCUCCGCUCUGCUCGCCAGCUCCACUGCAUCGCCGCCGUCUCCGGCCUGUCCUCCGACCCCUUCGUCCAGUCCGCCCUCGUCCACGCCUACCUCAAAUGCGACUCCCUCCGCGACGCCCACCGAGUGUUCGACAGAAUGGCCCCCAGGACCGUCGUCCCCUGGAGCGCCAUCAUCGCCGGAUACGCCGCCGCCGGACGCGUCCACGAGUCCACCAAUCUCCUCCAAGACAUGCAGACCGCCGGCGUCCCUCCCAAUCUGAUCACCUGGAACGGCCUCAUCGCCGGNUUCUCUCUCUCCCUCUCUCUCUCGCGCGAGGCACCCGCAAAACGCAGGGAGCCCGCUGCAGGGCGGGGGUUCGCUGCGGAGGCGACGCGUGGCGGGUUGAGGGUUCGCCUUUUAUUAGUUGUAUAG
Messenger RNA from Ananas comosus (pineapple), 537 nucleotides. Its product is annotated as pentatricopeptide repeat-containing protein At1g20230-like. Gene Ontology annotation, biological process: RNA modification. The transcript has a single exon. NCBI's taxonomy places the organism in Eukaryota, Viridiplantae, Streptophyta, Magnoliopsida, Poales, Bromeliaceae. Bases 1 to 537 code for a protein of 178 amino acids. Gene Ontology annotation, molecular function: RNA binding; protein binding. The record is from RefSeq and is a predicted model, not a curated record.